Magallana angulata is the source of this 1677-nucleotide messenger RNA. Its product is annotated as protein FAM167A-like. Lineage: Eukaryota; Metazoa; Mollusca; Bivalvia; Ostreida; Ostreidae. Bases 524 to 1138 code for a protein of 204 amino acids. The record is from RefSeq and is a predicted model, not a curated record. The transcript has 3 exons.
CAGAAGAGCUACUUGAUCUCCGGGGCCUAUCUGAGUAAACGCUCUACUCUAGGUCGUGGGCUCGCACUAAAUGCUUGACACACAGAUCGAUUGUGACGUCAUCAGGUAUCGGGCCAGUGUCUGUCACCGUCGCAUAUCUACCAUACAAGGAUGGCGUUGGAGGGAGUUUGUCCGUGUGUCUGUUCUAUUUAGCUCAAUAUGAUUUUCCGUAAACAUUGCUGACAUGUUUAUGAAAAUGUGUGGAUUUGUCAGGUUUUCAGUAACAUAUUUAUUUUAUGUUCAUAUCGUUGGAUGAUUUUGCGGACUGUAUGGGUGCCAAUUUGGUGAUGCGACUCUGACGUGGAGCACGUAACGCCCGCCAGUAUCUGUUGGUAUCGCUCUCUUCAGACGCUAUGUUCACCAGCGAGUGAAAUAACCAUUCGGCAUAGCAGUGUGCUUUGGAGAGAUUUUCCUGUAUGAGAUAUCAUUGUUUUUCUAGUUUUGAAAUUAAAGUGAAAUGCGUUGACUAUAAGCGCUCACAACGAUGUCAAAAAUUAAGGAGGCUCGACGGCCCACUUUGGCUGUUAUAGAGGAAAACGCACUUCCGGAAAUAUAUGUGACUCCAGAAAAGGAAACGGAGACCCCACGAAAACUUUUAGAUGAAAAUGAUAAUGUGUAUUCUCAUCUAAAUCUCCUUAAAGAAAAGACUGCCAAAUUAAAUCUUAGCACGCGACGGCCAAGUUACGUCACGUGGAGAAACGAGUGCAUAGUGGACUCAGGGAGAGGAAUUAAGGCAAGACUGCCGAGUGUAAGGGGAGAAGACUCUGUUAAUGGGAACGAACUAACUCUCGAUAAGCGAAUAGACAAUAUUGAUGGUGCUCUGGCUUGGAUUAAGCAGGAACUUCUAGCGAUGCGCACGCAGGACCAGGAUAUAGCCAGGAAGCUGCUUUCAUUACGUCAGGAGAUGAACGCGCUGAGGCUCCAGUGGAGCUGUGACGAACACAAGGAGAUGCUGGAGGAGGCUCAAUGUGACCUUGAGGAAAUGCACGAGCUACAGGACAUCUGUGACACGCCUCUAGACAGUGUUCAGCCCCACCAACUCAAACAAAUAGGGGUCACCAAAAUGAACCUCAACACAAGGAGAUUCUCUAUUCUAUAACCGGUCCUUUUAUAAUUUAUCUUUCAAUAGUGCUGUGUUUUCCGUCUUCAUCGAAUCACGGUUGGAAAUGAACAUAUGUCGAGUAAACAUAAACGUCCUUUUCAAUUGGUCCCAUUCUCAUUACGAAUGGAUCCCGUUAGGUCUUUUACUCUGCGUCAACCUUUUUGGUAGAACCUCUCGUUUUGCAGUCCGUAGUCUAUACUGAGUCCUUUCAGACAUCGGAGACGAAAAGUUGACCUUGACAUUUCCGUCAUGGUAUGACCUUGAACCUAUCAGAUCUCUUUGAAAAACGUUAUACGAUAUUAUUUUUAUAUUUUGUUAUGUUCUUUUUACCCAAUAUCUAGGUGUCUUCCCACUUAGCCAACAUUUUGAAGAAAUACAGGUAAAAUACAGGUAUAUGUGUUGUCUAAGUGGGAAUGGGGUGCAGGUGGAGAACAAAAGAAUUUAAUUACAGGUAAGCUAUAGUCUGUUUUCAGAUGAAAGUAGGAGAAAUAAUAUUUAUUUGUUAGCCUACAGAAGAAUACAUAUAAAUUGAGCUU